AUGAACCCGAAGGAUGUCGGAAGGCAAAGCCACCAGCUGCUGAACCAUCCCCGUGCUCCGCCUUCAAUCCCUCCUCCAAGUUGUCCUCGCUGCUCCUCUGAUCGCACCAAAUUUUGUUACUAUAACAACUACAGUGUGUCGCAGCCACGCUAUUUCUGCAAGGAUUGCCGCCGUUACUGGACACAUGGUGGAGCCCUUAGGAACAUUCCUAGCGGUGGAACCAGCCGCAAGCGGGGUAGGACUGAUGUGGCGUCUUCAUCUUCACAAAUCUUGCAGUCACCUUCCUCAAGAAACUUGCUUCCAUCACCACCACCACCACCACCACCAUUAGCAUGGAGCUUGGGUUCAUCUCCUGAUAACACUUCUGGUACCGCCGUUGCCAGGUCCAGCAUUGGUCGUGGCACAUUUAGGCCACCGGUCACAGAAACCAUGCAAUACUUCAAUGGUGGUGGCUUUGUCAACCAAACACCUUUCAAGUUUAGCCCAGGUGGUGAUCAGUUAGGUGGUGUGAACACGGCAUUUGGUGCGGUUAGCAUGGGGUUUGGGGGUGGAGAUCCUUCACCACCACCAGUUCCAUCAACACAGUCGUUGCCUCAGUUCUCCCCAUUGGACAAUUUUCUUGAUGUUGGCUUUCCUUUUCUUCAACGACCACCGCAGCACCCACCACCACCUACCGUAUUGGGAAGUCAAAACAUGGGCCUUAACAACGCCAGAACAACAAUCACCGGCUCCAAUUAUUUCCAGUCCGUAGCUAGGGAUGCAACUGCAGCUGCACAUGUAGUCAGCAUCGACGAGUGGUCUGAACUCAAUGAUAUGGACAAUGAGGGUGACCCUUUCCAAAGCUACAAGCCACCAUCUCCUUGA
Cynara cardunculus var. scolymus (artichoke) is the source of this 864-nucleotide messenger RNA. Its product is annotated as dof zinc finger protein DOF3.2-like. Lineage: Eukaryota; Viridiplantae; Streptophyta; Magnoliopsida; Asterales; Asteraceae. Gene Ontology annotation, molecular function: DNA binding; DNA-binding transcription factor activity. The transcript has a single exon. The record is from RefSeq and is a predicted model, not a curated record. Gene Ontology annotation, biological process: regulation of DNA-templated transcription. The coding region runs from base 1 to 864 and encodes 287 amino acids.